AUGAGCGCCUCUCACGAUCUCGAUCCUGAUUCGCCUCAGCAUUCACAAUCGCAGCAACACACCCUGCAUCCUCCACCAGUCGAUCCGAUGCGGUCACCUACCUCCCCCCACCCUCGGGAUUCGAUCAGCGCAAGCAGUAUACCCUCUCACAACUCGGACAUCUACAUCAACAGCUACUACUAUGGCAACGAAGACAUGUCAGAGCUCGCUGGUCCUAGCUCUGCCCCGGCUCCUCCAGCGUGGACAUCUGCGUUCGGUCAGAGCCCCCUCAAUUCACCCCAUCUCACCAACUCGAACGACCAACGCCUGUUGAGACGCCUGAGCUGGGACAGCGGUCACGAUCAUCACUCGAACAGUCAGACUGCCCACUCUCGCUCGCAUCAGCGUGAUGUAUCGCUCGCCGAUGCAGGCAUCCUCAGCGGGCCACUUCAGCUUUCACCUGAACCGACCUCGACCCAAUUUCCAUCCUCCUCUGCAGACAGAUUUCCACAGCGAAGCUCGUCUCUCCCGCUAGCCAGCCCACAUCACACCAUCCCAUUGCCGUUCUCCAGUCAAUUAAUGGAUCAAGAUCCCAGUCGCGAAUCCGACGCAACCUUCACCGCUCAAGAUCACGACAGAGCUUACCUCACUUCACCUCACGACGGCAAGCAACGACGUUCGGUGCGGUACCAAGAUGCGGAGGAGCACUACGUCCAUCGUACCGCUUCGCCAGGCGAGAUCGAAGGAGCCGAAGGCUCGGGUUUCACAUCAAGUGCAGAUGCCUAUGCCGCCUCGAAUCUGGACAAGGCUAGGUCCGGGCUCAAUCGAUUCAGCAAGUCGUUCCGCAGGAUGAGUCGUCGCGUCGUCCACCAUCGGCAGCAAGGUCACAUCCCGCUCACGGAUCAGGAUGCUCACGACAGCGACUCAUCUGGAACAGCAAAUCUGUACCAUCAACCCAGCACCGCCGACGAGAUCACUCCAGCCACACACCAAUUGCAGCUACUACGAGGCAAGAGCUUAGGCAUCUGGAGUCCCGAAAGCCGCCUCCGCAAGUCUCUAGCCGGGGUCCUCGCGAAAUGGUGGAUAGAGCCGCUCGUCUUGCUCCUCAUCCUUGCCAACACGGUGACUUUGGUAGUACAGUCAGCCAGGAGCGUUUAUUCUCAUCCACCACCCGCCCGCUACUUUGGCGACGUGACCGACUACAUCCUACUCGCCAUCUUUGCCUGCUAUACCAUUGAAAUGGUGGCCCGUAUCAUUGUGUCGGGCCUCAUCAUCAACCCGCCGCCGCUCUAUGCUGCGCCAAUCCCUGUCGCCGCAGAUGACCAUCCAGACCAGCAGGAUCUCAAAGAGGCUGUCCCCAUUCUGACAGAGCACAGACGGCAAAUGUCGAGAUCCAAUACGCUCGAGGCUUUCGGCACAUUAGGCGAUAGCCUCAAACAAAAGGCACAGAGGGUGCUCGCUGGCGAGGAAGGCUUCACCGAAUCGGCUCUUUUAUCGCGACGACCAUCGUCAGGACCCUCGCACCCCAACGACGCAUCGUACACAAAGGCGGACGCAUACGACACCUCGAUACCAGACGGACAAAUUCGACACGUGCGUCGACAGUUGAACCAGAGCGAGACGAGCGCAUUCCUGUCCGAAACCUCCGUCCCAUCCUUCUGGCAGAACGCAAAGACGCCGUUCGCUGAGGCCUUCGAGAGGCAGCGCGUGCAGGCAGUGCAUCACGCUUACUUGCGGCAUUCCUGGAAUCGUGUCGAUUCUGUUGCCGUCAUCGCCUUCUGGAUCGCAUUUGGCCUCUCGAUGGGUGGUCAAGAGUCGACCGACAACCACCACAUUUACAUCUUUCGGGCGCUAUCUGUCCUCCGCUGUGCUCGAUUGCUGACAGCAACAAGCGGUACCACCACCAUCUUGCACUCACUCAAGAUGUCUGCCUUCAUUCUACUUGCCGUCAGCUUCUUCACAGGCUUCGCAAUGCUUCUCUUUGGCAUCAUUGGCAUUCAGAGCUUCGAGGGUUCCUACCGAAGGAAUUGCGUCUGGGUCGGAGAUCUGAACAAUCAGCCAGGUAACAACAACACGCUCUCCCAGCUGUGCGGAGGCUACUUCAACACUGACGGGCAAAAGCUCGGCCACGUCCUCGUCGAUGGUAGCCCUUCCCGCUUGUCACCAAAAGGCUUCAUCUGUCCGCGCGGUCAAGUGUGCCAAGAGCAGACUACGAAUCCUCAAACCAACACUCAGUCCUUCGACAACAUCGCCACCUCGCUUCUCGAAGUCGUCAUCCUCAUCUCGUCCAACAAUUGGUCCCAGACGAUGUAUGACAUGAUCGAUGCCGACUACUAUGCGUCGGUCCUCUACUUCAUCUUCGGCAUCAUCCUCCUCAACUUCUGGCUCGCCAACUUGUUCGUCGCCGUCAUCACCAACAGCUUUGCCACCAUCACAGCACGGACCCAGCGCAGUGCCUUCGCCGACCAAAAGUUGCAAGACGAGUCGACCGAGGACGAAAAGCAAACGCAGAAAAGGGGAAGAUUCAAGAGUCUCGCCGUCGGCUUCAAGCGAGUCUGGGGCUACACGAAGUACCUGUGGAUCCUUGCGAUCAUCGCCGACAUAUCGAUUCAGGCGUCCCGGGCGAUUUAUCUUGGACCAGCAGAGCUGGAGAAGCGAUCGAGGAUCGAGCUCUACUUCACCCUCGCCUUCGAUUUUGAGAUUGUCAUGCGCUUCCUUGCAUUCGUGCUCGAUGGCGAUUGGCGUGGAUUCUUGAGGUCAAAGCAGAAUCGCGCCGAUCUCUUCUUGGCCGUGAUUACGAGCCUCAUCCAGAUCCCCGUCAUCAAGAACUCUCAGGUCUAUCCCUGGCUUACAUUCUUCCAGCUCGCCAGGUUCUAUCGAGUCAUCGCCGCCAUUCCGCGGAUGCGCGUGCUGCUGUUCCGCGCCUUCGGCUCGCUCAACAAGAUGCUCAACAUGGUGCUCUUCCUGCUCCUCAUGGUCGGUCUCGCUUCUCUGAUUGCGACACAGUUGUUUCGCGGCGACAUCCCGCAGGAGAGCGACGGGGAAUGGACGCAAAUGACGUUCAAGCAUUCGUUCAAUUCCUUCCUCGCCAUGUACCAGAUCUUCACCUCCGAGAACUGGACCAAUGUACUCUUCAGCGCCGCCUCAAACGAGGUCGAGUUCAAGCAGGCUGCAAUCGCCGCCAUCUUUCUCUCGGGCUGGUUCCUCUUCGCCAACUUCAUCGUGCUUCAGAUGUUCAUUGCCGUCAUCAACGAGAACUUUGGCGUCGCUGAGCACGAAAAGCGCCAGCAGCAGCUGGAGCAGUAUCUCCGUCGCAACGAGCCGCCGCCCCCGUCUCUCACUGGACGCCUGGUGAGCAAGUUGAGCCCGUAUCGAUGGCUCAAGAGACGCAAUGCCGCCGCUUCCGAGCAUGGGCGAAGCGAUCACGGUAGCAGCGCCGGAGGACAGACAAGCAAGAUUGUCGGAGGAUCCAGGAUGGACAAGCGCUCAGAGAAGGAGAGUAAGGCACGUCCGAUGUCGAUCCAUCACGUGGUCGAAAGUUCGACCGCGACGGCGCACAGCACGAUGAACACCGUCCGAAAGCUCCUGCGUCUCGAUCAGCCAGACGAGGAAGUGCCGCUCGACAACCUGCACGCUCGUCGCUUGCGCAGCAGCAUGGACGCAGGCGAGCUUCUCAACCCCUCUGGCCUCACUCCUGCCUACGACGCCGAUCCAUCUGAUCAAGCAGCCCGUCAAUUUGCUCGCGAGCGUAGGCUGCAGAGAAUGCGCUCCGAUCUCGGCCUCGCUUCAGAGGGCAAUACUUCAAGCAAAGUCUUUCAGCCGCACUCCUACAGCGAUGCGCGCAUCCAGCAGGCUCAGUUCAUUGCUACGCACCCAUCCUACGACAAGUCGUACUUCCUCUUCUCCAACCACAACAGGUUUCGACGCUUCUGUCAGACGCUGGUGCCGCCUUCGCAUGGAGAGCGACUUUUUGGGCGCCAAGUCUCACCCUUCCGCCACAAGCUCUUCCAGAUCGCUGUCUUUAUGGGCAUCGUUGGCUCCGUGGUCUCUGCUGCCAUCGCGACACCCGUCUAUCGACGCGACUACUAUGCCAGGUACGGGCUCAUCCGCGCUUCGUGGUUUUCGAUCCUCGAGAUCAGUCUCUCGUCGCUAUUCUUUUCAGAGUUCCUCGUCAAGACGAUCGCCGACGGUCUUGCUUUUACGUCCAACGCGUAUGUGCUCAGCGUCUGGAACUCACUCGAUCUGUUCGUGUUGAUCACGCUGCUGAUCAACGUCAUCACCGAGCUUGCGGUCAUCGGAGGUGUCUCGAGAUUCACGCGAGCCUUGAAGGCGUUCCGCGCACUCAGACUUAUCAACUUGUCCGCGCUCAUGCGUGACACUUUCCAUGCAGUCAUGAUUGCUGGCGCUGGUCGGAUUCUCGACGCAUCGAUCCUGUCGAUCCUCUACAUCAUCCCGUAUGCCAUUUGGGGUCAGAACCUGUUUGCUGGCCUGCUCUACUCGUGCAAUGACGGAUCCAACAGCAUCCAGACCAAGUUCGACUGUUCUGGAGAGUACUCCAGCUCGCCCGGCAACUUCAACUUCUUGGCUCCGCGCGUCUGGGGCAACCCGACCGAAGGCAGCGUCUACUCCUUCGACGACUUCAAGGGAGCCAUGCUCAUCCUUUUCGAGAUUAUCUCGCUUGAGGGCUGGAUCGACGUCAUGACGGCCGCCAUGAGCGUUGCGGGGAGAGACCAGCAGCUGCAAAAUGACAAUCGACAGGUCAACGCGCUCUUCUUCCUCAUCUACAAUCUCGUCGGCAGCACCACCGUCUUGACGCUCUUCGUGUCCGUCAUUAUCGAGAACUUCCAGACCUUCUCGGGCGCUGCUUUCCAGACCGCAGGACAGAGGCAGUGGGUCGAUCUGCGUAGGUUGGUCAUGCGACAACGUCCGUCCAAGAGGCCGAAACGUCGCCCGACUCAGGCCGUGAGAGCUUGGUGCUACGACCGUAUGCUCAACAAGAACGGCUGGUGGAGUCGGACCAUGACCAUGGUGUAUCUGGCGACGCUCGUCACACUCAUGACGCAGCAGUAUUCGGAUCCAGCCUGGGCCAAUCAGCUCCGUGACGCGCUCUAUCUCGGCUACAUCACCAUCUACGCGUUCGACAUUGUGGCUCGUCUCUUGGGUCUGGGCUGGAGAAGCUAUCGAGAGAACCCCUGGAACUUGUAUGAUCUCUUUGUCGUCGCCGGUACCCUCGCUACGACGCUGCCGCUCCUCGCGCACACCAGCGAAAGCGGCGUCGUCGUGCAGUUUCAGAAGCUCUUCCUGACCUUGGUGGCGCUCAAGCUGGUGCAGAAGAAUCACGCUCUCAAUCAGCUCUUCAAGACGGCGUUCGCAUCGUUGCCAGCAAUUCUCAGCCUUUUCCUCCUGUGGCUCACCAUGUUCCUUGUCUGGGCCAUCAUGCUGCUCGAGGUCUUUGGCCUGACCAAGUGGGGCCCCAACGAGACGUACUCGAGGAACUUUUCGACAUUCAUCAGCUCGUUAGUCUUCCUCAGCAUGAUGUCCACGGGAGAAGGCUGGAACUCUUUCAUGCACGACUAUGUCGUUUCCCCGCCGCGGUGCACGCCAGCCGCAAGCUACCUCAUGACCGACUGUGGCAGUGAGCCGUGGGCCUAUGCGCUGUUCAUCGGCUGGAACGUCAUCUCGAUGUACAUCUUCCUCAACAUGUUCACGGGUACUGUCGUCGAGAACUUCUCGUACAUCUUUGACUUGGGCAGCAAGGCGAUCCUCACGCCUUCGGACAUCCGCCACUUCAAGAGCAGCUGGGCCACUUUCGACCGUCAACGCAAGGGGUACAUCCAGAGAGAUCAGAUCGUGCCUUUCCUCUCGUCGGUCAAGGGCGCCCUCGAGGUUGGACUGUACCCGCCAGAAUGCAGUCUGCGAUCCCUCAGGGCAGCUCUCGAUCCGGACGGCGCUUCGCAGGAUUCGAGACCAGAUGCAAAGGGCAAAGGCGCGCUCAAAUUCCUCAAGAACGCAGCAUCUGAGCUGCGGUCACCGAUGCGCGAGGGUCACGACCGGGACGGCAAAGGAGCCUUCGAGUGGCCGCAAUCGCCAUCGGUGCAGGGACACGUGCCGCAGGCAGAUGCUGAGCGUCUGGCGCAUGCGCUGUCGAUGGUCGACGCCAAGGACCUUCGCAUGCGCCGCGAACGCUUCAACCGUCUCUACCACGAAGCUAUCAUGCUGAUACGCCCGCGCAAGGGCAUCUCAUUCACCGACAUGUUCUUGCUCCUCGCACGCACCAAGCUGGUCGACGAGACCGAGGCGCUCAACGUCGAAGAGCUCAUUGAGAGGAAGGACGUCGUCGAGAAGAUUGAUCAUCAGGUGCGGCUUGAUCGGGUGCGCGGGUUGCUGCAGAUGAGCUACUGGAGACGACGUUUCUUGGCUCUGCAGGACGAGAUGCACAAGGGCGGUGAGGCGGUCCCGACGAUCCUGCUGCACGAGAGUCCAGGUCGACCGCCGAAGCCGGUGUUGUCUGCAUUGGACAUUCCGGGCUCAUCAGCGUCGGCGCAGACGAGGUCACGGCCAGCAUUGACGCUGACACCGACGCAGCCGUCACGGCACGAUCUCGAGUUGCGCGCAUCGCCCGUGAUCGAGUCGUUCGAGGCCACCGCUUGGGGCGACCUCAUGAAGAGGAUCGACGGCAGUCAGGACGGGAGUCAUGAGGGGCAUGGCGAGGCAGCUGAGAAGAAAAGCAGCGGGAAGAAGAAGGAUGGAUCGCCAUCGGUCAAGCACCGGGACGACGAUGGCUGGGUGUAG
Messenger RNA from Kalmanozyma brasiliensis GHG001, 6771 nucleotides. Its product is annotated as Ion transport domain protein. The record is from RefSeq and is a predicted model, not a curated record. Bases 1 to 6771 code for a protein of 2256 amino acids. Gene Ontology annotation, molecular function: high voltage-gated calcium channel activity. The transcript has a single exon. Gene Ontology annotation, cellular component: voltage-gated calcium channel complex; membrane. Lineage: Eukaryota; Fungi; Basidiomycota; Ustilaginomycetes; Ustilaginales. Gene Ontology annotation, biological process: calcium ion import across plasma membrane.